Caenorhabditis bovis is the source of this 1575-nucleotide messenger RNA. NCBI's taxonomy places the organism in Eukaryota, Metazoa, Nematoda, Chromadorea, Rhabditida, Rhabditidae. The record is from the annotation of a GenBank genome assembly.
AUGUCGAUUGUCGAUCCGCAGAGCUCAGCAGCGGCACAGUCAAACGCUUAUCCUAGCUCGGCGCCAAGUGCCAGCGUUGACUCAACUUCUCUUUACUUUCAAUUAUCGCCAAUGUCUUACAUUCCGUCGGUGUCAUCAGCGCAGAGUGUCGCCAAUAUGACGGCGGCAUAUUUCGGAAAUAAGACGGGCUAUCCGGCGACUCAUCUCGGCUUUCCGACACCGGCGUCGCACAAUUUCUUGCCAGCCGGAAUGAGCUACAUCGGCGGCAGUUUGGCGGAAUGCCAAGGCGCCACGAUGGGCUCGAUGGGAUGGAACGCGAAUCCGCCGAGCUUCUCGCGGAAACAGCGACGCGAGCGGACGACGUUCACACGAAAUCAAUUGGAGAUUCUUGAAAGCUAUUUCAUGAAGACGCGCUAUCCCGACAUUUUCAUGCGCGAGGAUAUGGCGCAUAAGAUUCAGUUGCCGGAGAGCCGUGUGCAGGUGUGGUUCAAGAAUCGGCGCGCCAAAGCGCGACAGCAAAAAAAAUCGCAGCAGGGAUCGCAUUCGGCGUGCGCUGGUAGCACGGCGAGUAGCGGCGGAUCGACCGGCGGAUCGACCGGCAGCGAGGUGCAGCCGUCGAGUCCGGCGACCACUGAAGGAGAUCUCAAAUACUCGGAAACGGUGAAGCAAGAGAUUGAUACCACUGAACCAUCGACAUCGCCUUCAUCAGAUGAGACGAAACCCACGUCAUAUAUAGCACAGAUUUCACCAUCUUCCACCUCGUCCGCGUACAAUACAACGUCUUUCAGGCCCCAGGCGCAAUACCCAUAUGCAAACUAUCAAGAUUAUUUCCAAUAUGCGCAAACCAAUUCGACAACGAAUGGCACGUAUAAUGUGGACGCCUGGAAAUUCCAGCCAAUGAAUGAUCGUGUGUGUUUCAUAACUCGCAACAAGUUCUCAUUUCUUCCCCUAAAAAAAGGAAUUGCAUGUUGCUGCCGUUAUGACAACUGCAAUGUUCCAGCGGCGAAAUUUACCAUGUAUUAUCACUCGUUGAUAUUUCAGGAUAUUAUUCUUGGCAGGCUGUACCUACGAUUUGGACCAGUUUUCAAAUACAUUCUCCUCAUCACAAUUUGCUGCAUAAUCGUUGUGUUAUAUUCGACCGCUGAAGGAGUUGUGGUUUAUGUUCUUCGAAAAAAAGCGGAGAAAAAUUCUCAAUUGGAAUCUAAUCAAGGAUGGAUCAAUGAGUAUAUUAGCCCUCGUAACAUGGAAAGUCCUAUCGAAUUGGAAUCGACACAAACGGACCAUGAUAUGGGCGCAGUACAAAAGAAAACUAAGCGAGCCACUCCGGAAAAGGCGAAGACUGCCUUGCCGAAUCAAACACCUUCGCUAAAAGUUGGCGUCACCCAGGAAUCGCAGCGUCAGCAUCAUCCUCUGCUUAUCGAGAAAACGCAAUCUUCCGACAUUUCACCGGUAUGGAGUUAUCUUAGAGUGUCAAACAAAAAAAAGAAGCCCGUUCCUCGAGUUCUUCCAACUGGUAGAGUUCAAAUGGUAUCGAUGAACUAUAAUGAAUCAACAUUUUCCGAUUUGGAGCAUUAA